GAGACUUGGAGAUUGUGAACAGUGCAACCAAGAAAAACACUCGAGAUGUUGGUGUGACUUUUCCUACCCCAAGAUCUAGCCAGCCACAUCAACGGCCACAGGAACCCUGGCACUGUGCUGAUGGUAUUUGUGGAGAGUCAGAUGGUGUGGUCACAGAUCAUCAGGCAGCAGGAAGCAAGGGAAUUUCAUGGUUUGUCCAAGCAGAAGACUUCAAAUCUGAAUCUAGGAAAGAAAACCAUUCCAAUGCUUUUUCUGGUCCUGGUCCGUCUUGGUUUGAACCAUGGACCAGCACAAAGCCUUGGAGAGAGCCACUCCGAGAGAAGAACUGGCAAGAGCAGCAGCACAGCAACGUGAUUCAGCUGGCGGCUCCAGAAAGGGAUGCUGAGAACAGGUCCUUGCGGCCGUUCGUGAAGCUUACGCUGCAGGAGGCUCUUGCAGCGCAUCGCCCUGAUUUCAUCUCCCGCUCUGGAGAGCGUGUGAAGCACCUGAAGCUUGUGAUGGAGGAGAGGAGGAUGCAGAGCGUACUGCAGUCCCGACCAGAAGGGCUGUUUAACCCUGCGGAGAAAAGCAGGGGCUGCAGGGAUGCAAGUCACGUGCUGUCUGACAGAGGUUUUCUGAUGAGAGGAAAGAGAAGAACAAUUCCAAAGAGUGAAAUGGUUCAAAGAUCUAAACGGAUCUAUGAGCAGUUGCCAGAGGUGCAGAAGAAGCGAGAGGAGGAGAAGAGAAAAAUGGAAUACAACUCAUACCGCCUGAAAGCACAGCUGUACAAAACGGACCUCGACGCGUCUUUCGGUGCCAGGCGGGCUCCGGCCGUGCUGCUGGGGCUGCACCAGUUUGGUUUGCCCUAUCUGCUGGGAAACCCCAGAAAAGUCCACCGGCCCUUCCUCUCCCGAGAUGCCACCUCGGGAGAUCCCCAGCGCACCUCGGGCGAGGGUGCCUUGCAGCCGCCCCCGUUCUUUGCCGGCUUCGCUGCCGCCGCCGCAAAGAAGUUUUCCGGCGACUCCGAGCGAGAUGCGUGCGAGCCCCGCAGCUGGGAGAGGCACAGGGAGGGUGGUGGGAGCCAGAAACCUCAGUUUUGCUUUAAAUCGUGGAAUCGUAGGUUGGAGAAGACCUCUGAGACCACCAAGUCCAACCAUCAAGGGGAGCGGAGGGGAAAGCUGGGCUUCAGCUGGUGCCUGGGCGCUGCGGGGUUCGGCUUCGGGCUCGGGCAUCCCCCAAACGCGGGGCUGCCCGGCUGA
This is a messenger RNA of Opisthocomus hoazin, 1238 nucleotides long. Lineage: Eukaryota; Metazoa; Chordata; Aves; Opisthocomiformes; Opisthocomidae. The record is from RefSeq and is a predicted model, not a curated record.